GUUUUGUAGUUUGAUUUCUCUCCUAAUGGAUAUAUAGAUUAAUUGAAGAUAUUAUUUUUAGAUGAAGGUGUAUUCUUUUUGCUUGGCGAAUGCCCAUACCUUCUACUUAAAUACGAAUCAUCUAAACAAAUAAAUAAUUUGAUCUAAACUAUUUUUUAUUUAAACAAAUAUAAAACUAUGUUUGGAUUGGAUUAUCUACAUAAAUACUAUGCCUAUUAGACAGUAAAAUUAGAAUUAUGGAUAUUAAAUGAAUUAAAUAGUUUAAAUUUAAAGUAAUUGACUUUGAAUUUUUAUGAGACUGACUACGCGUUUAACAUUUCAGGAUUUAAUUCUAUCAUUUAAUUAAAUUUAGAAUUAUUUUAUUUUAAUUCUUAUCAAUAUAAACUUCCUUAAAUGAUAGAAUAAAUUAAAUUAAAAAAUAUAAAUACUAUUAAAUUAACAUUUAUAGAUUCUAUUUGGGAAAUCAAGCCCAAAGAGAGGUAGCUUUGUGCUUUAUACAAACUUAAGAACCUUGUAAAUGUUAUAUUUUAACAAGAUAAAAAUAGUAAAAAUUGUGAUUAUGGAAGGUUUGAUUCAAUAGAAUAUAUUGAUUAUUCUUUUUGA
Molecule: messenger RNA, 603 nt
Organism: Tetrahymena thermophila SB210
Lineage: Eukaryota; Ciliophora; Oligohymenophorea; Hymenostomatida; Tetrahymenidae
Exons: 1
Source: RefSeq, a predicted model, not a curated record